CCAAUAGACUUCGGGUUUAUCGUUUGGUAAAAAGGGAAUUUGUAUGUGUUUUGUAAAAAAUGGUAAACUUUUUGUGUUUUUACAUUGCGAGUAUUUGCAAAACAUUCAAAGUUAAUGGACAUGUUACAUUUUCGAAGUGAGCCAAACCAACAGAAAAUUAUACAAAUCGUGUAUUUAAGAAAAACAGUCGCAACAAAAUCGUCGAUAUAUUCACUAUUGUGGCAUAAGGGUGUUUGCCCCGAAAAAAGUGAACUGCGUUAAUAAGUUGACAAAGAUAAAAACAACUAUUUUUAUAGACGCACAAUUUAAUUGAAGUCAUGGCAACCAAAGUAUCAGCAGCGGAGGGAACUUCUGCUUCGAGUGCAUCCACAUCGACAGGUGGUUUAAGCGGUAACAUUACACCCGCUAGACGCUUACGUACUAGAACUUCGACUGGAGGCAAUGUUAGUGGUGGAGAUUCGGCCAAAAAGUCAUCAAAUUCUAACGGAAGCGAACGAAGUACGAGUUCUUCAGAUUUUAAUAAAAACAAUGGAGGAAGUAAUAACGCUACUCCUACUUCAGUUAUAGGGGCUAGUUCGGGUGAUGACAAGCUAAGUUCGAAUAGCUGCAGUGGUACCAAUUCCAUCACUGGGUCAGGCAAAAAAUAUCAUAAUAGUUGUCCUCAUCCAACAAAUGACCGUGGUCGGGGUAAACCAUUAACACACUUACAACCACAUAGCUCGAGUACAUUUAAUUUGAAUAAAACAGAAGAAUUUCAUUUUGAUACACCGGUUGAGUGUCCCGUUUUUCGCCCUACGCACGAAGAAUUCAAGAAUCCACUAGCUUACAUUAGUAAGAUACGACCGAUUGCGGAGAAAUGUGGAAUAGCUAAAAUCUUACCCCCAGAAUCGUGGUCACCACCAUUUGCUGUCGAUGUAGACAAAUUAAAAUUUACACCACGGGUACAGCGGCUCAACGAAUUAGAAGCAAAAACUCGAGUGAAACUUAAUUUUUUAGACCAAAUUGCCAAAUUUUGGGAACUACAGGGUUCUUCUUUAAAAAUACCAAUGGUUGAACGUAAAGCAUUAGAUUUAUAUACCUUACAUCGGAUUGUCCAAGAAGAAGGAGGUAUGGAACAAACAACAAAAGAACGUAAAUGGGCAAAAGUUGCAAAUCGUAUGUCGUAUCCAUCUAGCAAAAGCGUUGGAGCAACCUUAAAAGCCCAUUACGAGCGGAUACUUCAUCCAUUUGAGGUUUAUACAUCUGGUAAAGUGUUGGGAGCUGGGGCGGGAGCCAGCGCUAGCGUGGAUGCAGUGAAGCUUGAAGAUGGUACGGAUUAUAAGACACACGAAAUACCAACUCGCCAACAAAUUACACCCCCAAACGAAAAUAACGCUCGACGGUCUAAACGCUUUGCCAAUUCUAGCGCCAAUUGUGGAUUGAACAAUUCGGCAUCACGUAAUAUUGUUAAGAUUGAAACAAAGGAGGAUUUUAAGCGGGAUCUCUUAAAUUGUUUUAAUGCUGCUGGUACUUCGUCGUCUGCCAGUGGGGCUCGCGGUCAAGCUGGUGGCACAUCUUCCACAAAUUUGAUUGCUCUAAAGAAAGCGCCCGAUCCUCAAAUAGUUGAUCCAUUAAUGAAGUAUAUUUGCCACAUAUGCAAUCGUGGUGAUGUGGAAGAAUCAAUGCUAUUGUGUGACGGAUGUGACGAUAGCUAUCAUACAUUUUGCUUGUUGCCACCAUUGUCCAGCAUUCCUAAAGGAGAAUGGCUUUGCCCACGCUGUGUUGUAGAAGAAGUUAGUAAGCCUACUGAAGCCUUUGGCUUUGAGCAGGCAGAACGAGAGUAUACAUUGCAGCAAUUUGGACAAAUGGCUGACCAGUUUAAAACGGAUUAUUUUCGAAAGCCAGUUCAUAUGGUCCCAACAAAUUUAGUGGAGCGUGAAUUUUGGCGCAUUGUGUCAUCGAUUGAUGAAGAUGUAACAGUAGAAUAUGGAGCUGAUUUGCAUACCAUGGAUCAUGGGUCGGGGUUUCCAACAAAAAGCUCUUUAUAUUUACUUCCAGGGGAUCAGGAAUACGCCGAAUCUAGUUGGAAUUUAAAUAACUUACCAUUACUGGAAGACUCAAUUUUGGGCCAUAUCAAUGCUGAUAUCAGUGGAAUGAAUGCACCCUGGAUGUAUGUAGGAAUGUGUUUUGCCGCUUUUUGCUGGCAUAACGAAGACCACUGGAGUUACUCCAUUAACUAUUUGCAUUGGGGAGAACCAAAAACUUGGUACGGUGUUCCGGGCUAUUGGGCAGAACAAUUUGAAGAAACAAUGAAACAGGCAGCUCCGGAACUUUUUGCAUCGCAGCCGGAUUUAUUGCAUCAGCUAGUGACCAUAAUGAAUCCGAACAUUUUAAUGAAUAAUGGAGUUCCUGUUUAUCGAACUGAUCAAAAUGCUGGAGAAUUUGUCAUAACAUUUCCCCGUGCAUAUCAUGCAGGAUUUAAUCAGGGCUACAACUUUGCUGAAGCUGUGAAUUUCGCUCCCGCUGAUUGGUUGAAGAUGGGUCGGGAGUGUGUUAAUCACUAUUCAAUGUUGCGUCGUUUUUGCGUUUUUUCUCACGAUGAGUUAGUAUGUAAAAUGGCACUAGAACCAGCCAAACUUACAUUUGGCAUUGCAACAGCUUGCUAUAUCGACAUGGCAGAAAUGGUAGACUCCGAAAAGAAGCUUCGAAAAUCUUUGUUGGAAUGGGGUGUUACUCGCGCUGAGCGAAAAGCAUUCGAACUUGUUCCAGACGAUGAGCGACAUUGUCAAGAAUGCAAUACUACCUGUUUUUUGUCUGCUGUAUCUUGUGAAUGCACCAAGUCAAUCGUUUGUCUUCGCCAUUACACAAUUCUGUGUGAUUGCAUUCCAGAAAAACACACUCUUCUUUACAGAUAUACACUAGACGAAAUGCCAUUAAUGCUUCAAAAGCUUAAAGCCAAAGCACAAAGUUUUGAACGUUGGUUAUCACGAUGUCGCGACAUUAUGGAUGCUAAUACGCCCACUUCUGCGCCAUUAGCUGAAUUACAGGAAUUGUGCAAGGAAGCUGAAAUUAAGAAAUUUCCGUCAUCGUUACUAAUAGAUCGCCUGAAUUCAGCUAUAGUCGAAGCCGAAAAAUGCGUAACUGUCAUUCAACAACUCGGAAUAAACAAGGUUCGUACACGCUCCGACAAUAACCAGGAAGCAGCUCAAUACAAGCUUACCAUGGAGGAAUUAGAGCUGUUUGUGCAAGAAAUUAACAAUUUGUGUUGUAUUAUAGAGGAAGGCACUUCCGUAAGAGAGCUUCUUUCUCUUGGUAAACAAUUUUUGGAACGUGCAAAUGUACUAUUAAAUAGAUCAAUUCAUUUAUUGGAAGAACCUGAAAUAGAUCAAUUAAUAAGUGAGGGGAACUCACUUCGAAUAGAACUGCCGCAGAUGAAUCAAUUAUACAUCCGUCUAAAACAAAUAAAAUGGUAUAAACGUUCACAAGGUUUGCGAAACGGCAAUACUAAAUUGACAUAUAGUGAUAUAAAGAACUUGCUGAAUAGCGCAGCAGCUGAAGUGGAUCCAACAGAUCCAAUAAUAGAUAAGGAAAUGAGAAAAUUACAAGAAAUCGGCGCUGCAAUAGAAGCUUGGGAAAAGCAGGCGACGCGAUAUUUUCGAUGUACAACACAACAACAUGAAUUAGCUGACAUUGAACAGUUUUUAAAAACAUCUGCUGAUUUAGAAGGUCAAGUUCCCUCGUAUAUAACAUUAAAAGAUGCAUUGCGAAAAGCUAAAGAGUGGUUACAUUCGGUAGAACAGUUGCAGACCAACGAUCAUUUUCCCUAUUGUCAUACUCUUGAAGCAAUAGUUGAAAGAGGUAAAUGUAUUCCUAUACAACUUGAAGAAUUAAAACGCAUGCAGGGUCAUUUGAAUAGCGCUCAUGAGUGGAAAGACAAUACUGCGCGCGUCUUUUUGAAAAAGCAAACAUUCUAUACAUUACUCGAAGUGUUGAUGCCCCGUUCCGAAUCUGUCAUAAUUGACUCAGAUUUAAAACAGCCAUUUGAAGAUGGGUUUGUAAAGGAAAUGAAUCCCGCUCAAAUAGUAGAUUCUUUUAAGAAAGCUGAAGAGAAAGAAUUACGAGAUAUGCGCGAACUUAGGCGACAGAAUAUGUCAAAAAAUCCAUUAAAAGACCUAUAUUGUCUGUGUAAAUCUCCGUUUCAAGGAGUAAUGUUUAAUUGCCAGCUCUGCCGUGAUUGGUUCCAUGAGGAUUGUGUGCCGCCACAAAUGGGAAUAUCAAAUAUAACGUCGGGUAGUAAUUUUAUAUCACGCCCAAAGUGGCUUUGUCCGUCAUGUGUUCGAUCAAAGCGACCGCGGCUCGAAAUUAUUCUGCCACUUCUGGUGUCAUUGCAACGUUUGCCUAUACGUUUACCGGAAGAUGAGGCAUUGCGUUGUUUAGCGGAACGCGCCAUGAAUUGGCAAGAUCGUGCCCGUAAGGUGUUGACUAGUCCAGAUGUAACCGCCGCACUUGAAGCAAUUUUCGCGCAACAACGUAAACAAAAACGAAAGGGUGUUGGUAUAACUGCGAUUUUAGGAAGAAGUAAUUCUCAUAAGCAGCUACGACGUAGAAGUAUUCGUAAUUCCAAAGACAAUGCGCCGAAUUCAGAUAAUCCAGAUAGUACCGAUGAUGAUGACGAAGGAGACCGAUUACACAUUGUUGAAGAUUCGUUAAGUAAUGAGGAAGAAGAUUUAAGUAAUGUUGAAACAGCACCGCCAACUGAGUUGCAAAAGCUAUUGUCGGAUUGUGAGAAAGAAAAUCUAAAUGACUUAAUGAUGGAAGGAGAUCUCCUUGAAGUGUCCUUAGACGAGUCAUUGGAAUUAUGGCGUAUUUUAUCAGCUAUUCAACCAAUUUGUGCUGCAGAAGCAGCCGCAUUGCAAAAGCAACAUCAAAUACAAAAACAAUCUGUUCAACAGGCUUCAAACGUUAACUCAGCUGCUGAAGAUUCAAACGACAGUUUAUUAGUUCAGAGUAGCCCUAACAGCAAUAGUGGCAGUGUUAGUGGUCGGAACCCCACCGGUGCUAAUAAAAAGCGUCGCUCAGUAGAACCACUUAAUAGCAGUUGUCCACUGCCACGUAAAAAGACUGCAACUCCCAAUAAACCCUACAGUUCUUCAGCUAAAAAGACAACACGAAAAUCUACAAUUGAUGCUAAUAGUAAAGUACUGCAAGCAGAUGAUGCUCCUGAUAGUAAACUAUCAAAUGGUGGAAGCGGGAGUACAAACUCAAACACGCUUUCAGGACAAAAGAAGCGGAAACGCGUUGGAGCCAGUUCGAACAUCAGUACUAAUGUUACCUGUCAAAAAAAGCACUCUCAACGUAGUCAAACAGAGCAACAAGAAGAUGAUGAAGAAGAGUGCCGCGCAGAAAACUGUCAUAAACCAACUGGCCGUGAAGUUGAUUGGGUACAAUGUGAUGGCGGUUGCAAUGAAUGGUUCCAUAUGUACUGCGUUGGUCUAAAUAGAAGUCAAAUUAAAGCCGAUGAUGAUUACUUCUGCAUACGUUGCUCCAGAACGAUGGCUAUAUCGACAGUCGUGGCAAGUGGCGCUAAUAGUAGUAACCAUUCUGUAAUUGAGUCCAGUGCAACAUCCACAGCAAUGCCCAUUAUUAGUACAAGCGGCAAUAAUAGUAAUGCGUUAAGUACAGGGACAUCUGCACCACAACAACAACCAUCGACAAAUAGCGCUGUUGCAUCAUCUAAGGGCAGAGCUCAAGCUACGCGUUAAGUUCUUAAUACAUAUAAUUUUAAAUACAUAAAUAAAUUUUCAUAUUUUCCUGCAUUUUGGAUUUGCGAAGCAGAAUAAGUAAACCUGAGUCCUCAUUGUGCUAAUUUUUUAAUUAAGCAAAUGCAAAACCAACUUAACUCUUAAAAAAAUUUACAUAUAUGAUAUUUUCAACUAUAUGGAACGCUUUAGAAUAAUAUGCAUUAUAUUCUUCCCUUUAGCUAUUUUAGUGCAUUAUAAAAGUUUAUUUCAAGACUGCAAUGCUGCACAUUCAACAAAAACAGCUGGAUUCCGACUUGACAUCCUUUGUUUUAUAAUAGAAUCCAUUUAUAAAAGAAAAAAUGGGUUUCACCCUUUUUGAAGGAAGCUAUUUGGGAUUAACAUUUUUGAUUCAAUGCCUGUCUUUUUUUUUUCUUACGAUAAAAAUAAUAAAAAUUGAGACCAUAUUUAUUUAUUUUAUUUUUUUCAUUUUGUUAGUAAUCCAUAAUUAUUUUUAUAAUUAUUUGGUAAAAGUUUUAUAUUGAAAAUAUUCGAUUUUGCGUCCUUCAUUUUUUUAAUUAUUAUUGCGACGAUACGGCUUGCAAAUAUCAAACAGCAAUUAAUCGACAUACAUGUGUAUAUACUUCUUUGGCGUGAGUAAUUCCAGUCUGCUAUUUGUACAUACAUUACACAAUAAAUGCAUAUAUUUGCCACUUCUAUAUUAUAGUCUUAAAACUGUAUAUCUUUAAAAACGUAAUGUAAAAACGUGUUAUCUAAAUGGCUUUAAAUGCCAUAUACAUAUACAUAUAUGUAUAAUUUAUAAGGCCUAACAUGGUGAUUUAAAUUUUUUUCUGUUCCUUAUUUCCAUAACAUAAGCAUAUUUAUGUAUGCCAUAAAAAUUAAUUAUUUCAAGAAUCUAUUUGAAAACACCCUACUUAAAUUUACGUAUAUAAGAUAUUUUCGCAGAGGAAUGUAUUUUAUUUCUAGAUUUUCCUACUAAAGUCCCUUGUGAGAAUAUAAUGUCAGGAAAUUUGAGGUUUAAUGCUAUAAAGCAUUUGAUUUGCUGGAUAAUUUGGUCUUUUAAUAAUACAUAUAUGUACAUAUAUGAACUUGCAACAUAUUAAUAUUGUUAUAAGUUAUUUUAAGAUUUAGUAUGUUCGUAUACAUAAACACACGUGUAAUAAUUUACUCAAUUGAAUGUCUUUUUAAUUUAAUGAAGGUACUAACCAUUAAACGUUAAUCGCAGUAUACUUUCUUUUAAUCAUACAUAUUAAUUAGUUAAAAGUAUUAACUUCAAUUCAGUGAGAAACACAUUUACUAAUAUAGCAAGAUUAAGAUUGUGAUUAAAUUAGCUCUUUUACUUUGCAUUUUCAAAUAGAUCAGAUAUUUGAAAAGGACUUGUUUAAUAAAAUAUAAGAUUUUUCUUUGUAAAUGGAUAGUCCAUAAAUAUGAAUUUUUGAGCGCAAUAAAAUAUUGCAAAUAUUUUUAUACAGAAUAAAAAUAUUGGACUUUUUCGGAAAUGCAGUAAAUACUGGUACAUUGCGCAGUUUGCACUGAUUUUCUGCCGGCUGAUGCCCUUGCAUGGAACUCCCUGACGAGUUACAUAGUAACCAAAAAUAAAUGAUCGAUUUCAAUUAAAAAGGUACAAAAAAAAGAUAUUUAUUAAUUGCGAAUAGCUUUAAAGUCAAACAGAUUAUUCUAAAAUUUGACUUAAUCUCUUUCUAU
Messenger RNA from Bactrocera neohumeralis, 7442 nucleotides. RefSeq names its product lysine-specific demethylase lid (gene Kdm5). The record is from RefSeq and is a predicted model, not a curated record. Gene Ontology annotation, biological process: chromatin remodeling. Gene Ontology annotation, cellular component: nucleus. The coding region runs from base 318 to 5741 and encodes 1807 amino acids. Gene Ontology annotation, molecular function: histone demethylase activity; DNA binding. The transcript is spliced from 4 exons. NCBI's taxonomy places the organism in Eukaryota, Metazoa, Arthropoda, Insecta, Diptera, Tephritidae.